AUGCUUUUUCAAGUCAUCGUAACUCUACUUGUAUAUGCAUCCCAAAGUCAGGUAAAUAUUUUUAAACAGUGUCCAUUCCGAGUAACAAACCGGUUUCAGGCAUUUCAUCAUAAACUUACAAAAGGAGAAUUGGCCCAUACUUUUGGUGUAGAACAUGUUGAUCAUGUUCCCGAAUAUGACCUGAUCCGGGCCAAAAGACAUGUGAUUGAUGAUGAGAGGAAGAGGAUCGAGUUCAAGGCUUGGAACAAGACUUAUAUGCUCGAUCUCCAAAUUAAUAAAAAGCUUUUAAGCCCACAUUUGGUAUGUUUUACUCCAAGAGUACAAAAUUGUCAUCAUUUUUUUUACGUUUUUCAGAUCUCAGUAAUCCGUGAUGUAAAUAGUUCUGUUGAAUACGAAGGUCUGCCCACUCUGGAUCAGUCCUGUCAUUAUAUUGGCCAUGUUGUUGACGACAAUCAUAAAGCUGCCAUAUCUGACUGCAAAAGGCUUCAAGGAGUGGUUGUAACCGAUCAACAUUUCUUGGUCUUGCAAUCUAUCCCGGAGAGAUUACAAAAACAACAUGUAAGUUUGGAUAAAUCUUAUAUGAGAGAGUGUUUUAGGGGCCUCAUGUUGUGUAUAAGAGGGAAUCCGGCCUCAUAAAUCCACUUGAACAUCUUACCGAAUUCUCUGAAGACACGAAAGCAGAAGUCUCAGAAGAACAUGGAGAGUUCUGUGAUGUUAAUAGUAUCACCGGAGACAUCUCCAACGAGAGUCAUGCAGUGGAUCGGUUUCUUUACUUAAAUUACACCAUUCCAUCCGAGGCCAAACUGGAUUCAUUAUUUAUUUUCCCUCAAUUGGAUCCGAUUACUUUAGAAAUCGGACUGUUCCUGGACUCUGCUUUGUAUGAGCACUUCAAACGCGAGUUUACGGCGGAUCCAGAUAAACAUCUGACCGAGUUCUCAUUGGCCUUGAUCAACAAUGUCCACGUCUUAUAUCAGCAACCGACCUUAUCUCCGAACCUGGAUAUUGUCAUUGUUCGCUUCGAAAUGUGGAAGAGCCAGCCGGUAUCUUAUCCAUUUACAAUUUAAAAAAAUAUUGUAGCCUAACCUGGCCUCCCAUUUACAUAAAAAUGGCCAAGCCCAGACUUUGUUGGAUUCGUUUUGCCGCCAUCAGGCCCGAAUUAAUCCAGGGACGGAUCUCACAGAUCCCGGACAUUGGGAUCACGGUGUUUUGUUGACUGGGUAAGGCUCUUUAACACAAUAAUAUUGUUCAAGAUAUGACAUCUACCACACCACUCCGUCCGUGGCUGGUGUUGCUCCGGUUGCCAGGAUGUGCGAUGAUCUGUUUGCCUGCAGUUUGGUCGAAGGAUUACAUCUCGGUCGAUCUUUUGUUUUGGCCCAUGAGAUGGGACAUAAGUAAGAAGCAGCGCCUUUUCUUGUGCAAUAAUUUAUCUACCUUGAGUCACGUGUUGCUUUAGUAUGGGGAUGGUCCAUGAUGGAGUCCAGAAUCAAUGUGGGCGGAGUUGUUGUCUAAUGUCCGCUGUAAAUGGAGCUGGAAAGACGACAUGGAGUGAAUGUUCGGUCAGGGAAUUCAAUGCAUUUAUGUUACAGUUAGAGUAAGCUUGAUGAAUCAUGAUUUAUUACUGGUUUUAGUGAAAGUGGACGGGGUAAUUGCCUUCGGGAUCCAGCCGAGAGCAUCACCAGUCACGACCAUCUGAGAGAUGGACGAUUGCCGGGACAAAGAUUUACUGCAGACCAGCAAUGUUCCUAUUUCUGGGGUCGCGAUUACCAAGUCGAGAUCCCGAAUGGUCGUAAUAUGGAGGAUAUUUGUCGUAUUCUAUGGUGCGGAAACAGUGGAUCCACCAUUUCGACGGCUCAUCCAGCUUUGGAAGGCAGUUGGUGUGGGGGCGAGAAAGUGAGUCGGAGUAAAAAAAUUCACUUAUGUUUGGAGUUUGUAGUGGUGUCAAGAAGGUCAAUGUCAGUUCUGGAAAGGGCUUUCCCCACAGCCAGUGGUCGUUCAUGGGGACUGGUCUCAAUGGUCCUCGGGUGACAAACAAUGUGCAAUUACUCCUUGUCAGGUGACGGGAAGUAUUGCUGUGAAUGCACAACUGAGAACAUGCACCAAUCCAGCGUAGGUGUUAUCAAAAAAAAAAUAACAUUAAUAACAGUUGCAUGACAAUCACAUAAAAAUAUUUUUUAGACCUAAUAACGGAGGCCGGCAAUGUUCUGGAGCCAAUAUCAGAGGUCUUGUUUGUGGAUCAACCAAAUCAGAAUGCAAGGGGUUAACGCAAAAGGAAUACUCUGACCACAUCUGUUCUACCAUAAAGAGUGAUCCGAUUAGACCUGAUAGACAACUUAGUGGUGUUGGAUUUAUGCGUGAGUGUUUGCCUUAGAGGAUUUAAAUUAAAUUAAUUUCAGAUGCAACACAGCCAUGCAAAGUUUGGUGUCAUGUGAGUGGAUCAGAAGUCAUCAGAAACAAAGGGCAACUUCCCAAUGGAUCUCCCUGUGGAGACGAUCAUCAUUGUGUGGGAGGAGUCUGCUUGGUGCGUCUUUGUAAUCAAAUAUGAUGUAUUCAAUUAACUUCUAUUACUGUUUUUUUACAGAAAUUGCGUUGCAAUGGCCGAGCUCUUGUCUCCAGCUUGGCCGAUUGUCCGGAAGAGAGUCCUGCUGUCUUCAAGAAUCCCCCGAAAUGGGAAUCCUGGGGUGAAUGGUCUUCUUGUUCCGUCUCUUGUGGAGAUCAUGGAUUACAAAAACGAUUCAGAGUUUGCAAAUCUGGCGAACAACAAUGCCAAGGGAAGCCGAGUGAACUCCGUGAUUGUACACCUGAACCAGAGCCUUGUGAAAGAUAUUCGGCAUGGAGUGAAUGGUCAAAAUGUUCUGUGACUUGUGGGGACGGAACGCGGAAGAGAACACGGAAAUGCGAAAGUGGAAACAAUUGCACAGAGAAGUUGAUGGAAAUAAAAAAAUGCGCGGAAGUAGGUUCUUAGAGUAUUAUCAUUCAGAAAACAAUAAUAAUCGAUUUGAGAACUCACGGUCUUUUCAAUUUUUAUUAACAGACAAAUUGCAGGAAGAGUGUCCGGCUUGGUCGUCCUGGGAGGAAUGGACGAAAUGCAGCGAAAAAUGUGGCAAAAAAGGGAAAAGGUCGAGAACAAGGACAUGCCGCCAAAAAGAACAUCAGAUCUCUGCAAAACUCUGCAAAGACGAUCAAGAAGAAACUCAGGAAUGUCAAGAACCAGUAAGUCGACGCAAAAAAAACAUCAAAGGACCAGUAUAGCUACUUUUGGAUUUUACGGCGUGGAAAACGAAAGCCAAUCCAGGUGUUUGGCUUGCCUAACGGAAAAAAUUUUUUGGUUGUUAUGCCAACUCAUUGGCUAGCUGGUCAGACAAUUUUGCAAUAUUAGCUAUAAAUACAAAAUUUAUUGAGCCGAUAACCGAUCUGCCCCAAAUGAAAGGUCGCGCUUUAAAUACGCAAACAAAUUUAAUAAUCUCCUUCCAUGUAUUGCUGACUUAUUUGUCAUCAUAUUACGCAACUUAAGGAUUGCGAAGUGCAAAAUGAAUGGGGCCCGUGGCAACGAUGCUCAGUGAGUUGUGGAAUCGGAUUCCAAUUGAGAGAAAGACACUGUAACGGGAAGCCAUGUGGAGGGAAACAAGCAAGAACUUGUAAUGCACAGGAUUGUCUGAAGAUGUCUGAUCAUAUUAUAAUGUCAGAAUGGUCUCUGUGGAGCACUUGUAGUGAAACUUGCGGACAAGGGACACAAUCAAGAAGACGCCGAUGUUUGAAUGGAACCUGUAACGCAAAUGAAUCUGUAUAUGAGGAAAAGAGAUGCGUCCUUCGACCAUGCCCUACGUGGACUGCUUGGGAACCUUGGACAGCAUGCAGUUCAUGCUCAGAAUCAGAAUCGAGGAAAAGAAGUAGAAAAUGUGUAAUUGGAUUAACAUUGUUGGGAGAUGAAGUCAUCGAAAUCGACUCCCAAUUAUGUUCAGGGGAUUCGGAGCAGAAAAUGCCGUGUUCAAAAUAUUGCGAAGGCCAGAAAGAUCCCGGCGAUCCUAUCUUCCCUUUCAAGAAGGCAUUAAGUAAUUGGAUGGAGUGGGAAUCCUGGCAGGAGUGUUCCGUUUCUUGUGGAAAAGGAUUCAGAAAACGGUAAAAAAUAAGAUGGACGAUUAGUAUAAUCAUUUCAGAUCUCGGUUAUGUCGACCAGGAUUUGACUGUAAAAACGAUGGAUUAGACUUUGAGAUAGAAAGUUGUGAAAAAGACUGUAAGGAAUUGGGAGAAUGGAAAGAAUGGAGUGAAUGGACAGCUUGUAGUAAGAGUUGUGGAGGAGGAAGACAGACAAGAACGCGGACUUGCUCACUAAUACUGGUAUUCUUAUGCUCGGGGAACAGUACUGAAGAUAGGAUUUGUAACGAACAACAUUGUGAAAAGGAGAAAAAAAUUGGAUUAAUAAGUAAGAGGCCCUAAUUAGAUAGAAACAUUUUAAAUCAGAACCAGAAUGGAGUGAAUGGAGUGACUGGUCUAAAUGUAGUUGUUUUACAUUGAAGAAGUUCAGAAGGAGAUUCUGUGUGAUCAAGGACCCCUCAAUCCAGGGAUUCUGCAGUGGACCCUUGAUCGAGCAAAAAAGUUGUGAACCGGAGUCAUGUUGUGAGUUAUAUAACUUUGUUGUUUAAAUAUUGAUCAGUAUGUUAUACAAUAAUUGUUUUAGUAGCGGUGUCUGGAGGCUGGUCAGCUUGGAGUGAAUGGAGCUUGUGCUCGAAAGAUUGCGGAGGAAUUGGUCAUCAGAUCAGAAAUAGAAUGUGUUCCCAACCAUUACCUUCCAAUAGAGGUGCUUAUUGUGUUGGCUAUUCCUUUGAUCAACGGACUUGUGACCCUCAAAGAUCUUGCAAGGCUGAUCCCAUUGAUGGAAAUUGGAGUGAAUGGACAGAAUGGAGUACUUGUUCUGACCCCUGUCAAAAUGGGCAGAGAUCCAGGACUAGAUUCUGUACAAAUCCAUCUCCUCAGAAUAAUGGGAAACCGUGCAAUGGGAAUGACUUUGAGUUGCAACCCUGUCUAGAUCUUCAAUUUUGUGGUAAAUGUAAGUCUAAUAAAAAUAAAUUUACAAGGUGCACAUACACGUCCUAACACCUUCAUGGAGAAUAUCAGGCUCCCAAACGCACAUUAACUUUUUAGCUGUAAACGGAGAAUGGUCCCAAUGGGGCCAAUGGUCCGAUUGUUCGGAGUCUUGUGGGUUCUCGUUCAAACGCCGAGAACGACAUUGCUCCGCACCGAUCCCCGAAGGCCAAGGUCGUCCUUGUUCCGGCCUGGCUUACCUCACUUCCGUCUGUCGCACCGCACCCUGUCCCAAAUUAAAUAAAGAAACCGUUGUGGAUGGAGAAUGGUCUGAAUGGAGUUCUUGGUCUGACUGCACCAUGCACUGCGGGCACGGCACUCGUACUAGGUUUCUAUGUUUCUAUAUCUUUAAUCGGUCGUAUCCUCGAAUGACCUUCUUCUUUCAGAGAGAGGAUCUGCUCUAGUCCGAUGGCAGGCGGCUUGCCUUGUUUCGGUCGUUCAGAUCAGAUGGAAUCAUGCUCUUCUUCUACUCCUUCGUUGGAUCUCUGUCCGACAACAAGUAAUCAUACACUGGCGAUGGACAAGUAUCUCAGCGAGACGUUGUCUUCCCUUUGA
Molecule: messenger RNA, 5634 nt
Organism: Bursaphelenchus xylophilus (pine wood nematode)
Lineage: Eukaryota; Metazoa; Nematoda; Chromadorea; Rhabditida; Aphelenchoididae
Source: the annotation of a GenBank genome assembly